AUGCAGACAUUUGCAGCACCGGUGUUUGCUAAACUGAGGCAUUCACUCGACAUCACGGAGGAGGAAUAUGUGACAUCCCUCUGCUCAGGAGGAUGCUACCUGCAGUUUGUCAGCAACUCCAAGAGCAAAGCAAAUUUCUUUGUCACGAACGACAAGCGGUUCUUCCUAAAGACCCAGAACAAACGAGAGGUCAUGUUUCUCCUGUCCAAUCUGCAGGCAUACAUGGAGCACUUAGAGAAGUACCCUCAUUCACUGCUGGUGAGGUUUCUAGGUGUACACAGGAUUGUAAUACCCAAUCAAAUGAAGAAGUACUUCAUUGUGAUGCAGAGUGUGUUUUACCCAGAUGAGAGGAUCAAUAUUAGAUUUGACAUGAAAGGCUGUGAGGUGGGUCGAUGGACUAACCCUGACACUGGGGGGGAAAACAUCAUUAAAGUGCUGAAGGACAAUAACUUUGAAGGGCAGCAUAUUGAAUUAGGUCAAGAGAAAAGCUGGUUUGCUGAUCAAGUGAAAGCGGAUGCUGCCUUCCUUCAAGGGCUGAAUGUGCUGGACUACAGUCUCCUGCUGGCCCAUCAGCCUCUGCACCAAGAUGAGCUUGAUGGGAAACACUCUUUGGCAAACCUUGUAAUUCGUACGACAAAGUCUGUGGACAGUCCCACUGGAUCAGACCCCACCAGCACUCCAUUACUGGAGGUCAGUCCAGGUAAGGUGGUACUAGAUACUACAGACUGUGGGUCAGAACAGGGAGCAGCGGAGGCCACUGAUGAAGGGAUCCCCCUCCAAGAAAUAAACAGCCUUCCAAAAGAAACUAACACUGACUCAGAGCUGCAGGAAUUCGCCAAACAUCAUCGCCGGCUACUGCCUAACUGCAAAAAUAGCAUUCAUGCUAUAGAUGGGCCAGAUCGUCGCUACUUUGUGGGCAUUAUUGACAUUUUUACUGUUUACGGUUUGAAGAAAAGACUGGAGAACAUGUGGAAAAACAUCCGCUUCCCAGGCAGAGCCUUUUCCACAGUCAGCCCCCGCAAAUACUCACGCAGGUUCUGCCAGUGGAUACAGGAGCGCACUUACUAACUAAAUGCAGAAAACAUCCAUCAUUGAUAUGCAUGGCACUUACCCAGUUCCAAGUGUCCACUGGAUGGAAGUCAAUAGGCAU
Scomber japonicus (chub mackerel) is the source of this 1150-nucleotide messenger RNA. Its product is annotated as phosphatidylinositol 4-phosphate 5-kinase-like protein 1. Bases 1 to 1068 code for a protein of 355 amino acids. The record is from RefSeq and is a predicted model, not a curated record. Lineage: Eukaryota; Metazoa; Chordata; Actinopteri; Scombriformes; Scombridae. The transcript has 7 exons. Gene Ontology annotation, molecular function: phosphatidylinositol kinase activity. Gene Ontology annotation, biological process: phosphatidylinositol metabolic process.